Molecule: messenger RNA, 1256 nt
Organism: Guillardia theta CCMP2712
Lineage: Eukaryota; Cryptophyceae; Pyrenomonadales; Geminigeraceae
Exons: 16
Coding region: 156-1256 (366 amino acids)
Source: RefSeq, a predicted model, not a curated record
AGGAUCUGACAUCUGUGCCGAUCAAGAGCCAUGGAAACCUAGCCCAGCAGGGUACAGCGCAGAGGAGAACCUGUUCAGUCCGCCUGCGCUGGAUUCCUUGCAUUCCUCCGAGGCGUCAUCAGGAAGGGAUCAGGCACCGUCGUUAAGACUUGAAGAUGCAGUCGUUCACGGAAUCCAUGGGAGCGUUUGGGAAGGAGACGAGUAUCCUCAAUCGAUUUCUCUUCCCAGCGCCGGCUGCGAGCUACAGCUGGGCAUCUUUCGAGGGAGAGCUCAUGUGCAUAGUGGGGAGGGAAGGGAACAUCGUUCCCUGCGCGGUGAUGCCAGGCAUGUCCUCCAAGAUUGUGGAUGACCCGAUGCAGCCUUUCAUGUUCGAUGAUCCAGCCUCCAACAUAGUGAUCUACUGCCAUGCCAACGGGGAGGAUGUCGGGGUGCUCUACGAGGCUGGUCACUGGCUCUGCGACACGCUGGGAGUUCAUGUCCUCAUCCCGGAGUACCCAGGCUAUGGAGUCGCGCCGGACAGUCCGAACGAGCUCUCUGUGAACCGAAACAUCUUGGCCGCCUAUGAGUUCGCCGUGAAAGGCCUGCACUGGGAUCCCAAGAGGGUGAUCUUCUUCGGUCGAUCGAUAGGAACCGGGCCCGCGGUCAAGUUGGCAUCAGAGCUCGAGUGUGGAGGGUUGAUACUUGUUAGCCCGUACACUUCGAUCAAAGAUCUUGUUUCACAGGGUAUCGGGCAUCAUGGCAUUGACCUGCAUUUCGCCGUCGCCCACGAGUGCCCCCGGCUCUUCGACUUGACUUCUUCUCCUCGAUACCUUGAGAUCGACAACUACCUGGCAGACCCUGCCUUGCAGGGAGAUACGGUAGCGUCCCCGAUCCUGCACUUGGUCGAGGUCGGAGCUUCUGCCUCCUACCUGCCAACGCUAGAAAGAGGCAGCAUUCCCUUCCUGAGGGAGCCGCCCGAGGGGAGCAGAGCACAUCACUUUGCUGAAGAUCCGAAGAUGCGAGACGUGAACGGGAAGGUGACGGGAUACAUCGUGACCGACGACGUCCUGCUGGCUCAUCUGAACUCGGAGAUUCAAGUCGAGCACGAGCAGUUCAUUAAGGCUCGCGAGACGUCUCCUGGGACCCGUCCCGUCCGGCACUUCCACGCCACGUCCAACGGGAUGGACCUGCCGGCUCCUCUCCUCGAGAAAGAAGACACGGACGCCUAUGACAACUCGAUGCUCGAGCUGAGAACGGACGAGCGGGCAGUCGGAUGA